CUGUGGUAGAGGACUGAUUGUUGAGGGAGAUGAAGUGGGAUCUGUCAGAGAGGUAGGACUGGAGCCACCUGAGUGCAGUACCUUCGAUACCGAUAUCCCGGAGUCGGGUAAGCAGGAUGGUGUGGCUCACGGUAUCGAAGGCUGCACUGAGGUCAAGGAGGAUGAGGAUGUUGAGGGAACCGGUGUCAGCAGAGAAAGGACCACGACGAUCGGACAGCUGAUCAGCGCUUACCUGGAGAACAAGAGUGACCUGGAGGACCACACCGUGCACCUGCUGUUCUCCGCCAACCGCUGGGAGCUGGUACCUUUAAUGAAGAAGAAGCUGGAGCAGGGCACCACUCUGGUUGUAGACCGAUACGCGUUCUCCGGAGUUGCUUUCACCAGUGCAAAGCCGGGUUUCUGUCUGGAUUGGUGCAUGAAGCCUGACGUGGGACUGCCGAAGCCGGACCUGGUGAUGUUCCUGCAGCUCAGUCCGGCAGAGGCCGCUCUCAGAGGCCAGUUUGGAGAAGAGAGAUACGAGACUAGUGUUUUCCAAAGAGCGGUCCAGCAGAAAUUCGAACACCUGAUGAAGGAUCCCUCAGUCAACUGGCGGGCAAUUGAUGCUUCUCAGAGCGUUGAGGAUGUGCACGAGAACAUCAUGACCUACAGCCUGAACAAUAUCAACGCAGCCGAGAACCUGCCUCUUGGAGAGCUGUGGAAGUGAAGCACUCGUUUUUUAAAUAAAUUAAACUUGAAUAAAUGAUGUGCCAUUGUCAAAUAUCAGAUUCUGACUUUAUUUGUUUUAAUUCCUCUUACAUUGUUGUUCACCUGUCUAUAUGCUGUGUUGAUUAAAUAAAUAAUCAAAUGAUUGAA
Notothenia coriiceps (black rockcod) is the source of this 852-nucleotide messenger RNA. RefSeq names its product deoxythymidylate kinase (thymidylate kinase) (gene dtymk). The record is from RefSeq and is a predicted model, not a curated record. Gene Ontology annotation, cellular component: mitochondrion; cytoplasm; nucleus. The transcript is spliced from 5 exons. Gene Ontology annotation, molecular function: nucleoside diphosphate kinase activity; ATP binding; dTMP kinase activity. The annotation marks the transcript as partial. Gene Ontology annotation, biological process: dTTP biosynthetic process; dTDP biosynthetic process; dUDP biosynthetic process. NCBI's taxonomy places the organism in Eukaryota, Metazoa, Chordata, Actinopteri, Perciformes, Nototheniidae.